AUGGGAGUUGAUAAACUUAUUACAUUGAAUAUAGCGGCUUGGGAGGCCCCAGACCUUCCACUGACAGCCAAACUAGAUUCCUCCAUCAAAAAGAAUGUUUCUCUUGUUAGAAGAUUGCGUACAAUUACUUCCAAACAAACUGAAAGUAUUAUUAAAGAGAUAGACAAUGUUACUCUUGAUAAGUAUUUAAGUGAGAUACUACCUUUGAUAUAUGAGUGUUUGACUAGAACAACUAACCAGGAUGAUAUUUGGGCUUGUGUUCAAGUGAUUUCUAAAUUGCAUCAUAGGUUCAAGCUUUCCUUUAAUCAACCAUUGUUGGAGAUGAUUUUAGAUGGGAUGAUGAUUUAUGAUGAUUCUGAAGAAAGUCGAGUAAUUCUGAUGAACCUAUUUACCUGUUUCAUUGAAUUGGUGUUGGUGGGUGUUUUCAGGAAGUUUGGAGAUUAUCCAGAUGUUUCACCUUCUUCAUGGAACCUUCCUACUAAGGAUAAUGAAGAGUUAAUACUAUUUCCCGUAUUAAAGAAACUUAUACAAAUGGAAUUAUCCGACUUAUCAUUUUUGGUUAGACUUUCUUCGACAAUGAACAUUGUCUGGCCAAUUAUUAACGAAUUGACUGGAGAUGAUAGAGCAAUGUUGGUUAAAAUAUUGGAUAUUUAUCAUCUGAGGGUGGUGGAGAUCACCACGACGUUAACCCAACGUCUCAACAAGUGCAUUCAAACAUCCAAUAGAUCGAAUUUGAGGUAUGGGAAGAGUUUUGAUGAGAAUACAGCCGAAUUGGAAACUCUUCAAGAACAUUAUGAUCUUUCCAUUAAAGCAUUAAAAAUCCAAAGUAAGCUUUUAGGUACAGAACUCCCUGAAUUUACAUUGGAGCCACUCAUCACAGACUAUGAACAACAAUCCGUCAUUCAAGUAGAAUAUCCUGAGAAUUUCUGGGAAUCAGAGGAAGAGAGAUCAUUCUAUACUGAUAUUCCUACCCUUGAUGAACUUGGAGAUGUAGAUUUAUCAGAUUACGAAGGCUUGAUUGAUGGUGGAAAAAUAACAUUGUUCCUCUCUCAUUUUGAAAACCUUGAACAUGAGAAUGAUAUCAAUGAUCUUGUUUGUACCUUCCAAAAGUUGAACUUGAACAAUUUGGCUACCAAAAACCGUUUUUUCCGAUUCUUUACCGAAUCCUUCAAGUCUAUUAAUUUCAAGAUCUAUGCAAAGUUUUUGAAGAUCAAUCAGGAGACUAUUAAAGAUUUGUUGGGGAAAUUGAUUGAAUUUUUCGAUAAGAAAUUGAUAGGUCAAUCGUUCAGUGAUAGAAUUAGUUUCAGAUUUGUCUAUUUCUACAUUGAAUUGAUCAAGUUUAAAUUAAUCCCUAAUUAUCUCAUCUUCCAUAAAAUCGGGACUUUGAUUCGUAACAUUGCACUCAAUAACAAUGAUGAUUUAUUGACAGUAUUUUUCGAAAGGUGUGGACGGUAUUUGAUCAAUGAUGUGGAUUAUAUGGAGAUUGCCAAUCAAAUGAUUGCUUUGUUGAAGAAACAAACAUCAGUUCCUAAAUAUCAGAUCGACAAUUUGGUGUUGAUUAUUGAAUCUGCUAGAGUUGAUGGUACAAAACCCGUAGAAGUCGUUAAACAAACCAUGACUUUGAAACAAUCUUUCAUACUGGCCCUAUUCCAAGAUAUUAAUGACAAUACUAUCAAUACCAUUGUCGGUAUCAUGAAAAAAGUCGAUCUUAUGGACAAAGAAUUCUUUUCCCUUGCUAUAGGUCUUUUCAUGGGAACUUCUCCGACAAAUCUUAAUUCCCGUAUGUCGUUGUUAAAGAGGAUCGAGCAAAAUGAGUUCCUCGAUCAAUUCAGAAAUAAAGUACUUGAAUCAAUUCAACAAGGGUGCCAAUCAGGUGAUUAUACUUUGAACAAGGACAGAAUUUUGAAGACUAAAGUGAUAAAUGAAAUGUUUCAGAAGAAACUCUUUUCCUUUGAUGACUUGAUUGAUUUGUGUUAUAAGGUACUUAAUCAUGGACACAAGAAUAAUCAACCUUUACCUUACGAUUAUUCCGUCAAAUUAGAUUUACCUAAUAAUUUUUUCAAGAUUCAAAUGAUCUGUACAUUGUUCAGCAACAUCCAUCUGCUCAAACUGGUGAAGGGUAAUGAGAAGUUGGAAAUCUUCAUGGUUUAUUUCCAAUAUUAUAUAUUCUGUAAAGAACCUUUACCUUUGCAAGUUCAAUUUGAUUUGGAAGAAUUAUUCGAAAACAUCGCUCAGUGUGUUCCUGUUGAACGAUUUGAAAAUUUGAAUGAAGUCUUGGUAGUGUUGAAAGAGAUUUCAGCGAAAAGACUGAUGAAGAAAUCUGUUGUUACUAAAGAGGAAGAAGCUAGGGAGAACGGAACUAAUGAAAGUACAGUGCAAAAUGAGGUUGUCCAAGCACCAGUCACUUCGGUGCAUCAGGUUCAAGUUCAAGUUCAAGAACCAGAACAAGAACCACAACCAGUGGCAGUUCCAGAACCAGUUGCAAUCCCAAUUCCAGCUCCAGAUCCAGAUCCAGCUCCAGCUCCAGGACUUCCAACAUCAUCUCCUAAGAAACCUACGUCCACCAAUUUCGAACGAGAACUUGAACUUCAAUAUCUCCAAGUUCUUCGAGAGUCACAAAAUUCGUCUAAUGCCCCUAGAUCAGAUAUUCGUGUCCCUGUGGCACGAGGAUCCAAAUUCAAUUUGUUGGUGAAAAAUGGUAAAAGAGACGGCCUUAGAGAAAUAUCCCUUAAGGACGACUCCUUGAGACAAAGAAUUCUUAAACAAAAAGCAGAAAGAAAAACUCAUAAUUCAAGAACCAUGGAAUUGUUUCAACGCAUGGAUAGCCCAGAUUGGGAAGAACCUGUAGAUGAUGAGAAUACUACACCUAACCCUCUUGGUCAACAAAUCUCAAAUCCUUAA
Molecule: messenger RNA, 2901 nt
Organism: Yamadazyma jaroonii
Lineage: Eukaryota; Fungi; Ascomycota; Pichiomycetes; Serinales; Debaryomycetaceae
Source: the annotation of a GenBank genome assembly